Molecule: messenger RNA, 840 nt
Organism: Cornus florida
Lineage: Eukaryota; Viridiplantae; Streptophyta; Magnoliopsida; Cornales; Cornaceae
Product: F-box protein At4g35733-like
Exons: 1
Coding region: 1-840 (279 amino acids)
Source: RefSeq, a predicted model, not a curated record
AUGCAACUUCCUCCAAUUAUGGACCGUGCAGAAUUCGACCGGGUUGAAGAUCAUAUAGAGAUCGACCUCGAAGACGGCUAUUAUGACACAACUCCUAUUGAAGAUGAGGUUGAGUAUUUUGUUAUGAAGGCUAUAUUUUCUACCAACCCUACUUUGUCUCCCAAUGACUAUAUUGUUAGCGCCAUCUAUAGUGAUAAUGCAAGACUUGCAUUCUUUCAACCCGGAGACACAACUUGGACUUACAUAGAUAAAGAGAGAUUUAUCCUCAUUUAUGAUGUUAUAUAUUAUAAAGGACAGAUUUUUGCGGUUGAUCAUUGGAGUCAAAUCAUAAUGGUUGAUCUUAACAAAAGGGUUGGGGAGAGUAAGGCUCCGCAAGUGAAGGUAAUUGCACCGCGGAAUGAAGUGGCAUUUGAACGGACUUAUCUUGUCGAAUCAUCUAGUGGGGAUUUACUUUUUGUGCAAAGGUUUAUAGGAUGUGAUGAUGAUAAUGAUUGUCAACAUACAACUUCAAAGUUUAAGGUUUUCAAGUUGCUCUUAGAGCAACUUGAGGAGGGUUGGCCUAAACAGGUUGAAUUGAAGAGCUUGGGUGGAGACUCCCUAUUUCUGGAAGAUAACCAUUCAAUUUGUGUUUCAGCUUCCAAAUGGCCCGGCUGCCAGCCAAAUUCCAUAUACUAUAGCGAUGAUUAUAUUGACAUACAAUUCCAUCCCCCAUCUAGGCAUUGUGACAUUGAUAUUUUCAACGUAGAGAAUGGAAGCUUUGGGACGCAUUACACUCUUGACCCUUCACAUAAGCAUAUGCCACCCUCAAUUUGGAUUGUGCCAACUAUGUUAGGAAAUUGA